AUGGGCUUGAUGACUCAUUCCUCAACCUUUCUCCUCCCAAAAGCUUCCAUCGUCGGCCACGGCCCCGCUCUAAACUACGCACUUGUCGUGCUUAACCAAAGCCUCCCUCGAUUCACUCCUCUCCUGUGGCGGCACGCACAACUUCGCCUUUGCGCCGACGGUGGAGCGAAUCGUUUGUAUGACGACAUGCCUCAGCUCUUCCGCUACGAUGAUGUCUUCGCUGUUCGAAACAGGUACAAACCUGAUGUAAUAAAAGGUGACAUGGACUCCAUUAGAACUGAAGUGCGGGAUUUUUAUGCAAACCUGGGAACCAGGAUUAUUGACGAAUCUCAUGAUCAGGACACUACAGAUCUACAUAAAUGUAUUGCAUUUAUUCGUGACUUAAUGCCAGACUUGGACAAGUCAAAUCUGUGUGUUCUUGUUGCCGGAGCACUCGGUGGGAGGUUUGACCAUGAGGUUGGAAAUAUAAAUGUUGUAUGCCGUUUCGCAACCAUGCGAAUAAUUCUUUUAUCUGAUGAUAGUCUCAUACACCUUCUUCCAAGUACUUAUCAUCAUGAGAUCCAUGUCCAUUCCUCUGUUGAGGGACCACACUGUGGACUCAUCCCAAUUGGCGUGCCUUCUGAAAGUACCACAACAACUGGGCUCCAGUGGAAUCUGAGUGCUACAAAAAUGAGAUUUGGUGGAUUGGUGAGUACAUCAAAUAUUGUUAAAGAAGGGAUAGUAACUGUGCGAUCUGAUUCUGAUCUUCUUUGGACGAUAUCCAUUAAGAAAGCAUGAAGAAUGUUGCUGGCAUGAUGAGAUGUGUUGGCUGCUAACACAUAUUUAACUAGUCUUUCUUUUAUUCACAUCUAAAAAGAAAAGCACAAAAUGUUAAUUAAAUUGACUUCCAUAAAAAAACAUAUUUGCUGUAAUGCAUAUAUAUUUUGUUGGGUAUGUCACACUGAGAGAGAGAGAGAGAGAAUGUUCAGGAUAUGUUUACGAAUAAGUAAAGGCACUCGGAACCAAAAUGAAUGAAGUUAUGAGCAAACAAAAUUGAAUGUCUGCCAGAAGGGGGUGGUGACAUUGGAAAAAUUAAAAAUGGCGUCGCCCGGGUUUGAACCGGAGACCUUCACUGUGUUAGUUAUCACACGACACGACACGACACCUGAUGGUCUAUAGCUGAUCUGUUUAAAUAAUUGAACUCUUUCUGAAUGAAAGCCAGUUCUGAGCUAAGGAUUAACGACAUGCGCCAUUAGAGCUAAGGCUUCGGUUAUGAUCUUUUUAUUUUUUUAUUACUCAAUUUUAAGUAUUUUAUAUAAAAAUUUCAAAUUCAAUUUUGUUAAAAUACAUCAUAUUUUUAUGUGAUUUGAUAAAAGUUUUAAUACUUUAAAAUGGAAUUAAGAAUUUAAUUAAUCUUUUAAAGUCUCUUAUAAUCCUGUUAAGCUGUCAAAUUAAAUUGAUCGCAUCUAUCUUUCCUAUGGUGUCAAAAAAUUAUUAAUUACUUUUUAUUAUUGUAUAGAAGUUUUUUCCCCUAAGCCUAGGCCUAAACUGAAGCCCAUUGUGUAAAUAAAUAAGAGUAGAGGGGACAGUUGUUAUUUUAUUUCCCAAUAAUUUGGCAACGUGUCUAUAUUCUUACUGUCCAUCUUGUGUGAACCAAGAUUAAAAUUCAAAUAAGUAAAUCUCAUAAAUGUCUGGUGAAUUAAUAUUUUUAUGUUAAAUUGUUUGUUAAAUAUUUAAUUAUAGGAAUUUUUAUCAUGAAGUAUAUAAUAA
Ilex paraguariensis (yerba mate) is the source of this 1749-nucleotide messenger RNA. Lineage: Eukaryota; Viridiplantae; Streptophyta; Magnoliopsida; Aquifoliales; Aquifoliaceae. The record is from the annotation of a GenBank genome assembly.